ACAAAAUUUUGCGGUACGGAGUUGUACACUUUGACUCCUAAGAUGAGUUCAGCAGUUGAUCGUACUUCUGACUUUAUUCGUUCUGUACAACUUAGUCGAUCAAAAUUAAAUGAUGCUGCCAAGUACCAAAAUGAUGAUUUAUCCAAUAAAUCAUCAGCUAAUGGAAGUCAUACAACAAUGGAUUAUAAUUCACUUGGUGUAUCAAAAAUUCCCAUAAAUGAUUCUAUGUUAACCGAUGAAAAUAAUCCUCUGUUGUAUAAAUCACCUGUAUUAAAUGGCCUACCAGAGACUCCAUAUCAAUCCGUGAAUAAAACAAAUAAUCCACUUACCCAACGUUCUCAGUUUAUGAAAGCAGCUUCAGUUAUUGGUCAAGAUUUAGCGAAUACAUUUACUAAACUGGAACAGUUGAAUGCAUUAGCUAGAAGACAAACAUUAUUUGAUGAUCAUAGUGCAGAAAUACAACAUUUAACUUAUGUCAUAAAAGAAUCAAUGGCUAAUUUAAAUAAUAGGAUUGCUACUCUACAAGAAAUGACCAAAUCUCAGGGAUCUAGCAGUGGAAAACAACAAUCAACUCAUUCACGUUCUGUUCUAAUGGUUCUGCAAACACGUUUAGCUAAAAUGUCUGAUCAAUUUCGUGGUGUACUGGAAUAUCGUUCAGAGGAUAUUAAAUCACAGAAUGCACGUAAAAGUAAAUAUAGUUCAAUUGAUGAUGAUACAUUAAAUAAUCCAAAUACACAAGUAGCUAAAUCAUCACAUGUUAUUAUUCCAUCAGUUCUAUUAAAAGAUGAUGAACGUGCCAGAGAAGCUUUACUGUCUGGUAGCCAAGGCAAUGAUGGAUUAGAUGGUUUAGGCAGUUUUGUACCGCCUACCUUGCCUAUGAAUUCAAAUUUGGGGUUUGCUCAAAAACACGUGAGUUCAGAUCAAACGGAUACCUAUUUAGCCUCUCGGGCGGAUACAAUGCGAAGUAUUGAGCAUACAAUUGUGGAAUUGGGACAGAUAUUUCAACAGUUAGCUACUAUGGUACAUGAACAAGAUGAAUCAAUACGUCGUAUUGACGCUAAUGUUGAUGACGCUGCUUUGUCAGUUGAAGCUGGUCAUUCAGAGUUAAUUCGUUACUUUCGUUCAAUUAGUUCAAGUCGAUGGUUGAUGAUUAAAGUAUUUUUUGUUUUAAUUGUAUUCUUUGUGAUAUUUGUUGUAUUCUUUGCUUAAAGGAGAACCAAACAGACAAACAAGCAAAAAAAUCGAUUCCUACAUCCUCAACCCCCCUACUUAUAAUUGACUCCUUAUUUUCACUUUUCCUACACUUUAUAAUGACACAUUAAGAAAAUCAUACAAUAGGAAAAAUAUGUCACACCUUGUAUGUUGUAUGUAAUAUAUAUAUAAUAUAAGAGAGAGAGAGAGAGAGAGAAUACCAAAACAGUGCUGAAAUAAACAAAAUGAGAAAAUCCAUCUUUGACCAGUGGCUAAUUAAGGUGAUUAAUACCAAUAAUCAGCUGAUUCACGCUAGCUAAUGUCAGCAUAUUUGCAACCAACCAAUCAAAAGAAAUGCGUCAGUGUAACGCCUACGCACUUUCUAGAUAGUUGACACGUUCUCUAAUUGGUAGAUUUUAUUUUGCCUAAUGUCAGUAAUCAGCUGAUUAUUAAUGCCUCUUUUUUUACGCCACGGUUUAAUUUUUGUCAUCACUUGUCUUUCAUAUAAAUUUUUUAUAAUGAUAUAUAUAUGUAUUCAUCCUUAUGUGACUAAAGUUUUCUUCAUGGGAAUAUGAAUUCAAAUGACCAGAGGAAUUGUUCUGCUUUGUUUUCAAUACUGAUUUUAAUUGUCUUUCUAGUCCCCCCCCGUUAUUUCCUAUUUCUUUUGUAUCUCCAGUUGUUUUUUUUGUUGUUGGUGUAUUUGUUGGCUUUCUUCACAGUUUUCACAAUACUACUCAUAUCGGUUAAUGAAUUAAUCAGUAGUGUGUAUGGCAGGCAGUGUACACUUUUUGUAUCAUUUAUGAAAUUUGUGUACAGAUUGUUGUGAAUAUUGAUUUACUUGUUGAUUUGACCUUGCGUGGUUGAAUUGUCUGUCUGUCUAUCCACCCAUCCAUCCACCCGUCUGUCUGUCUGUCCGUCUGGUUAUCUAUUCACUUUAAUGCCUCAUCCAAGGACAUGUUGUGUCUACAAUGUUUCCGCAUUAUCAAUUCAGCCUUUCAGAUACCAAAUUGUAUUGUAAAAUGUUCUUUCAGAUUCUUUAUUAUUAAUUAAUAUAACUAUUAUUAUUACUAUUAUUACUUGAUAAAAAUGAGUACUACUUGUGGAAGAAUAUCAGUAGAGUGUUCAGUGUUUCAAUGUCUGUUCCAAUGUCUUUUGGCGUAUACAGUUGCUUUUUUUCAUAUUGAAUGCUAAUCUGUAUUCGUUUAGGAGUUGGAUGACAUUAAAAAAAAAUUUUUGCUACUCUUAUGCGGUGAAAAAUGUCAAUUCAACAGAGAUUACAUCAUUUAAUCGUAUAUUUGCAAACAUUUGUUUUGUUUCACCUUGGUUUCUAUGAUGUGUUAUUCUGGAAUAGAGUGUGUGUGUGUGUGUGGUAUGCGGAAGGGAGAGACUGAAUAAAGGAAUUGUGAUUGCUGUUGGUUUGAAGAGUUAUUGUUAAAUCGUUAUUAUAACCAUUAUUAUUUAUUUUCUACUUGACCUCAGUUCUCUAUUGUUUUCUUCUCUCGUGUCGUUCAUGGAAGAAAGAUGAACAAUUAAAAUAAUGGAAUUUCUUUUUGUACUGAUUCAUUCUUUUCCCUCUUCUUUGGUCAUGAAAUGACCUAUCAGUUGGUGGGGGGGGGUUGGAUUAUUGAAAAGCAGGAAGCAUUGAGUGGAAAGAUGUUUUGUCCUAGUUUGCGAGUC
Messenger RNA from Trichobilharzia regenti, 2868 nucleotides. The record is from the annotation of a GenBank genome assembly. NCBI's taxonomy places the organism in Eukaryota, Metazoa, Platyhelminthes, Trematoda, Strigeidida, Schistosomatidae.